Trichoderma aggressivum f. europaeum is the source of this 1764-nucleotide messenger RNA. RefSeq lists its product as uncharacterized. Gene Ontology annotation, biological process: calcium ion transmembrane transport; intracellular calcium ion homeostasis. Bases 1 to 1764 code for a protein of 587 amino acids. Gene Ontology annotation, cellular component: membrane. Gene Ontology annotation, molecular function: calcium:proton antiporter activity. Lineage: Eukaryota; Fungi; Ascomycota; Sordariomycetes; Hypocreales; Hypocreaceae. The record is from RefSeq and is a predicted model, not a curated record. The transcript is spliced from 3 exons.
AUGGAUACGUUUAACCACUUUCGCAUCAAGCGCCGGGCGCGUAACAUCAGCCGACAGAGCAACGAGGGUUGGAAUCCAUUUCGACAUGUUUCUUGGCGGCUACAGAGAGCAGAGACUUUGGAUCUGGAGGCGCAACCCUACGCCGCAACCAGACCUCGCCCUUCCAUCCCUCGCUCUGCGGCCCCUCGCCCUUCAAACCCCCCUCACCCUACGACCUCUGGCCCUGGGGCCGCUCGCCCUCCAACGGCCCCUCCCGUCCUUGUGCCCUCCGGCCCUUCCUCUUCGUCCUUCGAUGUCAUCAGUCAUCAGGACAACAUACCUGAGAGUCCCCAUUGCGAAGAACAAGAUUCCAGGAGGCGACUGAGUGGAGAAGGCGAGGAGGAGCAAAUUGAGGGUAAUAGUGUAGACGAAGACUAUAACGACACCUCCCUCAUCGAUAUCGAUGGAAGAUCGCUUCGGAGGCGGCGGAGCGACUGUGACGAUACAGUUAACAGGACGCCCCGUUCGGACAAAACAGAGAACAUACCUCCAGUCGGCGGGUAUGAUCCAGUCGACGAGCAGGAGAUAAACACAAAGCUUGAAAAAGAGGGCUUCUUCCAACAUGUCAAACCUCAAGAGCCCUUCACCGUUGCGAACCAGCUUCAGCGAAUACUUUUCGAGAGCUGGUUGAACCUCCUUCUUCCACUGGCUCCUGCUGGGAUUGUUCUGCAUAUAGUCAGGGGCAACUCUAUUGAGACCUUCAUUGUCAAUUUCUUUGCAACUUUCCCCCUUCAAAACAUGGCUGCUCAGGGCCUUGACGAAAUACAGUUGCGACUCGGAAAGAUAUACGGUAAUUUGUUAUAUAUUACUACGUUUAAUUUAUUUCAGCUCAUAUCCUCCAUCUUGCUACUUGUUAAUAAAGAGAUUGUCAUCCUCCAGACCACCCUUAUCGGCGGCAUUCUCGCCAACAUUCUCCUCAUCCUCGGCCUCAGCUUUAUAGCAGGAGGGCUCCGCCGCCCAGAGCAGUUUUACAACAUCACGACCGCCCACGUUUCAUCAAACCUCUUAUCCCUAUCUGCAACAAGCCUUCUGAUACCGACUGCAUCCAAACUGCUCGGCCAGACUUCAGACGAAAAUCUAGCCAAGCAGUCCCGGGGAGCAUCUGUCCUCUUGAUACUCGUCUAUGUUCUCUUUCUAGUGUAUCAGUUGAAAACCCAUCACAACGUCUUUUCUGAGGAAUCUCAGAAGGUGCCAGCGAAAUCAUGGGGGAACCACGAUCCAAACGUGAAACUCGCCUUGAUAGUCCCGACUGCCCUGGCGUUAAAUGGCAUCGUAGAACCGCACAUGGAAAAUUCGAAUGCCGAAAAAGAUGUUGGCGAAGAUGAGAACCCACAGUUAUAUUUGCCAGUGGCCAUUUUUCUCUUCCUCACUUCCAACGUUGCACUGUUCUUUCUCGUCGAUUACGUCGUCAACAGCAUCAAUGGUCUUGCGACGACUGCUCAGCUCUCCAGGACGUUUAUUGGUCUGAUCCUGCUUCCAAUCCCGAAUUGCGAUCCAUAUGCCAUCUACUUGGCUAUAAAAGACGAAGUUGAUCACGUCAUUACUUGUACGAUUGGCAAAUGCAUACAGACAGCCCUGUGUAUCACGCCUUUUAUUACUUUGUUGGCUUGGUGGCUCGACAUUCAGGGCGUCACUCUUGUAUUUGACGGAUUUGAGAUUGUGAGCUUGUUUGCAGCGAUAUUGUUGCUGAAUUUUGUUGUCUCGCCAGGAAAAGACCACUGGUAA